This is a messenger RNA of Camponotus floridanus (Florida carpenter ant), 1801 nucleotides long. Its product is annotated as putative cystathionine gamma-lyase 2. Gene Ontology annotation, biological process: transsulfuration. NCBI's taxonomy places the organism in Eukaryota, Metazoa, Arthropoda, Insecta, Hymenoptera, Formicidae. Bases 378 to 1550 code for a protein of 390 amino acids. Gene Ontology annotation, cellular component: cytoplasm. The record is from RefSeq and is a predicted model, not a curated record. Gene Ontology annotation, molecular function: cystathionine gamma-lyase activity; pyridoxal phosphate binding. The transcript has 8 exons.
CAAAUCCAUUUCCUACGGAUUUCGUGCGUUCUACGGCAUACGCAGUCACGGAAGAAUUCUACGUUCUUAAUUCUGAUUACGCGUUCGCCGUAGAACAUACAUCGUAGCCGUAAGAAAUGGAUUUGAUUCAUUUUGCUUAUGACUGCUACGAUCUACUGCUACUGCUAUUGUAGACAGUCCUUUAGAGAAUCCCGCUACUGGUGUUGGUGUUAUGCUGAGUGUCACAUGCUAUCCUCUUUAUGUUUUUUUAUCUGCCAUGCAGAAAAUUAUCAAUUUCGCGAGACUUAUAAAUUGCUAUCGCAAUAACAAGUCAUUCAGUCGACGUUCAUCGAUAUUCAACGAAAUCAACAUCAACGACAUCAAGUCUUUUAUCGAUCAUGGCUUCAAAUGGAGUGCCUGAAACUAGAGGUUUUGCUACCAAAGCUAUUCAUGCAGGACAAAAUCCAUUACAGUGGAAUCAUGGUUCACUUGUGACACCUUUGGUAAUGUCCACAACAUUUCAGCAGGAUAGUCCAGGUCAGCAUAGGGGCUACGAUUAUGGUAGAUCUGGCAAUCCAACACGUGAUGUGCUAGAGACAUGCCUGGCUGCUCUCGAAGAGGGGAAACAUGGUAUUACCUAUUCAUCUGGUUUAGGUGCAGUAACUGGAAUUACUUCUUUAUUGCAAAAAGGAGAUCAUCUUGUCGCUGGAGAUAAUCUUUAUCAUGGAACUAGCAAUUAUAUUGAAAAAUGUUUAAGCAAUCAUGGUAUCACAUAUUCCCUUGUAGAUGUGACUAAAGUAGAGAAUGUUAUAAGUGCAAUACAACCAAAUACAAAGAUGAUAUGGUUGGAAUCACCAACAAAUCCUUUAUUGAAACUUGGAGACAUUAAAGCUAUUGCUGAUAGCUUAAAGUCUCGUCGUCCAGAUAUUAUUCUAGUCAUCGAUAAUACAUUCUUGACACCCUAUUUUCAGAAGCCACUUGAACUUGGUGCUGAUAUAUCUAUGUAUUCGCUAACAAAAUAUAUGAAUGGCCAUUCAGACAUCACUAUGGGAGCUGCAAUUACGCGCCGAGAUGAUCUCGCGGAAAAGUUACGAUUCUUUCAAAACGCUGUGGGUAUUGUUCCAUCGCCCUUUGACUGCUCUAUGGUCAUCCGCAGCUUGAAAACACUCGAACUUAGAAUGCAACAACACAUGAAAAACGCCUUGGCAAUAGCAAAAUUCCUGGAGUCUCAUCCUUGCGUCGAGCGAGUGUUUCAUCCUUAUCUCCCGUCGCAUCCACAGCAUGAGUUGGCGCUCAAACAAACAACUGGACACAGCGGUAUGAUUUCCUUCUAUUUGAAAGGUGAUACAGAAAAGUUUUUAAAAGCAUUAAAGGUCUUCACUUUAGCCGACUCAUUAGGAGGAUAUGAGUCGGUGAUUAAAUUACCAUACAGUAUGCCGCCUGCAUCUCUACCCGAAGAUGUGCUAAUUGCAUUAGGUAUAACAGAUAAAUUGAUUCGAUUAUCUGUCGGUAUCGAAACGGAACAGGAUGUCGUAGCCGAUAUCAAACAAGCGUUAGCUGCUUGUGAAUAAAUUAACAAACGUAAUUGAAUAACUAUAAUAAUGUAUAUAUAUUCUAAUUUGUAUAUACUAAUUUUGAUAAUGUAGAAUGGAUGUAUAGACCUUUACACAUACAUUGUCAUAGAUUUUUAUAUGCAAAUACUUGCUACGCGUUUUAUAGAUUAAGUUAGGUUAUUGAACUGUAUCGCGGUUCGACAUAUCAAGCAAUCAAGCGAAUCGGCAAGGAUUAUUCGACUAAAUAAAUCGUGCACAAUAAUAGGCAA